Staurois parvus is the source of this 855-nucleotide messenger RNA. The record is from the annotation of a GenBank genome assembly. Lineage: Eukaryota; Metazoa; Chordata; Amphibia; Anura; Ranidae.
AUGGAGUUUUACAUGAAAGAGGGGGAGCCAUACCUCCGCACUGCACAUGGAAUGCUCAUCUGCUUGUGGGAUGGGACAGUGCAUUACCUGCUCUACUUGUUUAUGCUGGCAGCAAUCGCUCGUGGGACAAACUACAAAACUGUUGGUCUUUUUUGGUUGGGCUCUCUGCUCAUGAGCAUGCUGGUGUUUCUGCCGGGAAAUGUAAUUGGAAAAUAUGGCACUGAAAUCCGUCCUGCCUUCAUUCUUAAUGUUCCAUAUCUGUUUCUGCCUGUAUGGGCUGGAAUAAGGAUAUUCAGAGCCAGUCAUGCUUUUCCAAAGUUCUCUACUGAAAAGGUGGUGGCUGCACAGAGUAAAGGAAUCUUUCAGCGACCUGUAGAUAUUACUGUUAUUCUGUAUCUACUGGCUGCCAUUGUAUUCACUCUCUUCAGGGGCCUGCUGGUGUUAGAUUGCCCUACGGACUCUUGUUUCAAUUACAUCUACCAGUAUGAGCCAUACCUUAGGGACCCAUCUGCCUAUUCUAAGGUCCAGAUGUUGGUCAAUAUGUUCUACCUACUUCCAUUUCUAUGUGUGUCCAUCUAUGGUCUUCUAAUUCCUGGCUGCUCAUGGAUGCUGGAUUGGACACCUGUGUUUGCUGGUGCAGUAGCACAGGCCCAGUUUGCUCACAUGGGAUCUUCAGUAUACCAUAGAACACCAUAUACUUAUCGUGUCCCUCAAGAAUCUUGGUGGGAAUUUCUGAUUCUUAAUGCCAUCUACACUUUGGGAAUGCAGAUUUUGGCCUACCGUUGUCUCCGGAAUCCAGCUUUCUUCAUAAAGGGAACAACAGAGACUGUAGAGGAAGGCAAGAAACAGAACUGA